Periophthalmus magnuspinnatus is the source of this 4206-nucleotide messenger RNA. RefSeq names its product butyrophilin subfamily 1 member A1-like. The transcript has 9 exons. Gene Ontology annotation, molecular function: protein binding. Lineage: Eukaryota; Metazoa; Chordata; Actinopteri; Gobiiformes; Gobiidae. The coding region runs from base 43 to 1536 and encodes 497 amino acids. The record is from RefSeq and is a predicted model, not a curated record.
UGUAGUUCCAGCUCUGCAGAGUCCAGCUGCUCCAGGCUCAGGAUGGAUUCACAAUAUCUCGUCUUCUGGCUCAAAGUUUCUCUUUGUGUGUGGCUCAGUGACGCUGCGCCAGAAAACUUUGUGGUGUCUGUGGAUUCCAACGUGUCGGUCCACACCAUGCAGACUGCAGUUUUACCAUGCUGGCUCAGUCCACAACAGAGCGCUGAAGACAUGGAGGUCAACUGGUUUCAUCGUGACAAAUUUGACGCUCCCAUUAUGCAGUACAAGGACAAGGCUAGUGUCCCUCUGCCAACUUACAGUGGCAGAGUUUCAUUUGGCCAGAAGCAUGCCUCCUCAACAGGUUUGAAGGAAGGAGACGUGACCCUUAAACUGGAAAAAGUCACAGUUGGGGAUGAAGGAAAAUACACGUGUUAUGUUAGCAGUGACAAGCAUCACGACAGGGCAAGUGUCAACCUCAUUGUGAAACAACUUGGAGCGUCACCUUUGCUGACACCAGUCGUGAAGGAAAACAACCAAAUCAAUGUGAGCUGUGAGUCGGACGGCUGGUACCCCGAGCCUCAGCUGCAGUGGUCCAGUGGUAAUACGCCGCUCACCCCUGAAGCUCCGGUCUACAGAAAAGCCUCGUCUGGCCUCUUUUCGGUCCACAGUUGGAUGAUUGUGCCCAGCUCCUCUGCACUGUCGUGUUCUGUGGGUUUACCUGGAGAAAAACUCAUGCAGGGAAAAAUUGACUUGAAUAACAUCAUUCCUCCAAAAAAAGAAGAUUCAGGGUCUUCAGGUGCAGGAUGGAUCCUAUUUGCAGUUACAUUAAUCGCACUUAUUGCCACACUGGGAUAUUUUUUGUUCAAGAAAUAUAGAGGUUCAGUUUCUAAACCUGCCAGUGCUGAAGAUCCAGGCGAAUCUCAGAAACUUCUUUCCACAGUUGUGAUAUCAGAUCUGGACGCAGCUAAAACACAUUAUGAGAACAUUGAGAUUGAAAAGAGUGAUAAUACAUUUAUUACAAUAAAAGGUAAUCUACUGAGAGAUCCUCGCGAUGUUGAAUUUCCUGACGGAGACAGAGUCACCUGUAUCACAGCUGUCACAGGAACACCUGGAUUCACUUCUGGGAAGCACUACUGGGAAGUCUCUCUGGACAUAACUGGAAAUACAGAAAUUCCCCCCAAAACGUCCUGGUGGAUUGGUGUAACAAGUCACUCACAGAUCCCCAAAGACCGUGAUCUUUCUCCAACAUUUGGUAAUGGUUUUUGGUUCCUUUCCUCUUCUCAUGAUAAAGCUGGAGUCUUAAAAUUCGGUUCAAAUCCUGAGAUUUUAAUCCCGAUUCAAGUCCAACCAAAAAGGGUUGGUGUGUUUUUAGAUUAUGACGGUGAAAAACUUGCAUUCUACAAUGUGCAAAAUAAAAGUCUCAUUGGCUGUUUCUGCACCAAAUUUUCAGGGGAGGUGUUUCCUCUUUUCAAUCCAGGUAAAGGGGACAAAGCGCCAAUGAAGAUUAAACAUAAAGUUGACAAAGGCUCUGAAAAUGAGACUAAUAAUGUUACAUAAAUCCAAUCAGAAUCCACCUGAAAAUCCCUCAGCAGGUUAAAAUGUACAGUUUUGGUGUCAUUGUCUAAUCUAAUGAUCAAAAGUGUUAAAUCCAGUGGCUCUUUUUUUAUUAUGAUACGAUAAAUAAAAUGUUGUCUAGCUGCAUGUAUACUUUAGUUUUAAUGUUUAGGAUUAGGACAUACCUGGAAUGAGGGAUUACACAGGUUAGGAUUAUCUUCACAGAUUUUUUUAUAUAAAAAGUAAAACCAUGAAAGCCACUUAUUUUACUUUUAUUAUUUUAUGUGCGGUAGUCGAAAACGUGUUGCCGCAAAGACAGAUCUCUCUCUUUUAUACAGUCCAAUCAGAUCAGUUUAUUCCAGUGACAUGUGAAAUGAAGGAGCUCAUUGGUCGUCUAUGAUUUACAAAUAAAAUCAAAUUGAUCUCACCUCAGAUUAACAGAGUUUAGGCUUCGGUCAUUGAUUCUGCAGAAAUCCACCACGUUUUUCAGCCCCAUGAUAAUUUUUCUUUAUUUUUUCCGAUAUGGACGGUCCAGUCCCAUAGAUGAACACUGUUGUGUCCUUGGGCAAGACACUUAACCCACCUCGCCCCUAGUGUCUGUGUGCACUGGUGUAUGAAUGUGUGAGUGAUUCCUUAAAUGCAUUCAAGAUGGAAAAGCGCGAUAUAAAAUUCUGACCAUUUACCAUGCAUGUCUCUGAUUGGCUAAUCCACCUGUCAAUCACGCCCAUUUGAAAACGAGGGGAUUCACCAGUGACCAGACUCACAUGUUCAUAAAGUAUGAAACAAGUGUGUGUGCUGGAUCACAGGGAAUAAAACCUGUGCACUCUACAAAAUACUUACCGUAAAUUUGGGACUAUAGAGCGCACCUGAAUAUAAGCCACAGGUUUUCAUAUUGUAACGCGAGAUAUUUACGCAGAAAGAUGAUGCACAGACACGCUUUUUUUUAAACUGUGCCUGAAAAUGGACACCAACACGACAUCAACACGGGAUGAACACACCUGCAGGUUUAGGGAAUAAAGCUGCACCAACACGGGGCCUCUGCUUUUAUUUCCUUUUGUCGUCUUUUUACGUUGACCGAGUUGGAUUCAUUGAUGCCGAGCUCAUGUGCAGUGGCUCCAUUUCCUUCUUUAAUGGUCAAACUUACGUGCAGUGGCUCCAUUUCCUUCUUUAUCUUAAAAACUGCAUCGUGUCCAUUUCUUCGUGUGUUUUCCAUGAAGCACAAAAUGACAGCUCAAAAUCAAAACUAGUGAAUUCUUCAGAGCAUAAUCUUUCCCCACGUCUGUCUCACUUUUACGUUUACAGCUAGAGAGCGCCCCCCGGUGGCCGUUAUCCAGUAAAAUUCUAUAAAUACUGCACUGUUGUAUCGGCCGCAGGGUUCAAAGCGUGGGAGAAAAAGUCGCGGCUUAUAGUCCAAAAUUUACGGUAUACUAACGAUAAGAGUUUGCAGUUGGUCGACUAAUCGUUUUAUUUAGAUAUAAUAAGUAUUUCUAUGGGGCAACAGGAGAAAAGAAAAAAAAGUGAGUGAGUGAGCUUGAAGAUUUGAUUUUUUAAAUAUAUUUAUGUGUAAAAAGUCAGAUUAAACUCAUGAUUUAAUGGUUUAAUCUGUUUUUUAUGUAAGUGCAUUGCUUCCUCGUGCUGUUUUCUGUAUAAAAAGCUGUUUUUGCUUGACUCUGGUGCUGUUGUGUCUUGUGCUGUCAGUGCAGUUUGGGUCAGAUACAUAAACACUUUUGCCCCGCCCCCUCGUUUAGCGAAUAAUCGAUCAGCAGGACAAGUUUUCUGAAGUCGACUACAGCCGUACUUUAAGGUGCACUGUGGAACAUUUGUCCACAUGGAAAUGCUACAGCUUUGUCUAGAACGUUCCGCAGUAUAAACGAAAUCCGUCCAUCCCACGGGAGACAAGCACGACGCUACGUUACAGUUCAGAUCUGUGGAGCGUCGCCCGUAUUCACAGAAGGAACCGAUGUAUUUUUAAGCAGCACAAACGCCCAUAAUAAACCAAUUCCAGAUGGAUAUGUUUAAUGUCAUACCGUGAAACAUUCCAGGCAAAGCAAUAACAUCUCCAUGGAGACAAGUAGGUCGUGAAUCUCCAGAAAAGUUACGCAGUGCACCUUAAAUAGUCCAGUCUGAAUGAAGUCUUGGAUCGAUAAAUGCUCAUAAUUCUCUCAAUUAUGGAGCCUACAAAAAGAUCAAUGUCUUCUCUGUCAGCAGAAUUGUACAUAUAUCUAUAUUUUUUAUUUCAUUUGAAGGAUUGUAAGACGUAAGUUUAAUGUGACAAAUUUGUGCUGCCUCUUCUUAACACAUAUAAGGUUAAACACCGGCUGAUCAUGAUGUUUUGAACGUGUCUCUUAGUGUCAGAGAUGUAAGAAGAAAAAGGGUCACAGACAGUUAUUUUGAAUGUAUCCUGUAAAAAAGUUUUAUUUUUUGUAUGUACUUUCAUUUUGUGUGAUGAACUAACAAUGUAAUUAAGUGUGUCAUGAUUAUUAUUAUAUCGACGGUUUGUUCAAUAUGUGAUUAGAUGGAAUAGUAAUGUUUGGGAGUCAGUUUAUCGUGGACUCGUUUAGUUUGUUCUGCAGUUGUUAUUUUUCUGUUGUAUGAGAUUUGAGCUGUAGAUGUUUGAAAAUAUAACUUGGUUGAAUCAUUAUCGGUACAAACCAACUGUUUUUACUUUGUUUA